Onychostoma macrolepis is the source of this 943-nucleotide messenger RNA. It is a transcript of the gene glrx5, whose product is annotated as glutaredoxin 5 homolog (S. cerevisiae). Bases 129 to 599 code for a protein of 156 amino acids. The record is from RefSeq and is a predicted model, not a curated record. The transcript is spliced from 2 exons. Lineage: Eukaryota; Metazoa; Chordata; Actinopteri; Cypriniformes; Cyprinidae.
UUUAUAUUUGAGGGGGCGGAGCUUGCGUCCAGUGAGUUACUUCGGUGAAGCUUUGUGGCGUUUGGUAGGCUAAGUGUCAAACGUAUUUAAGCCUCUUUAAAUCUUUAGCAAGCCCCCAGAUUUGUACGAUGAACAGCAUUGUUAGAACCACAGCUCGGUGUCUUCGAUCUGGCGCGUGGCAGUACAGAACAGCGCAGACUAAUGGAGAUCUGCUGACUGGCCGGGCCCGCCUCAUGUGCUCCUCCUCAGCGGCCCAGAAGACUCUGGAGGAGAUGGUGAAGAAGGACAAAGUGGUGGUUUUCAUUAAAGGCACCCCCGCACAGCCUAUGUGCGGCUUCAGCAACGCCGUCGUCCAGAUCCUCAGAAUGCACGGGGUCGACAGCUAUGCUGCUUAUAACGUGCUGGAUGAUCAGGAUAUCAGACAAGGAAUAAAGACUUUCUCCAACUGGCCGACGAUUCCACAGGUGUUCUUCAACGGUGAGUUUGUUGGCGGCUGCGAUAUUCUUCUUCAGAUGCAUCAGAGUGGAGAUCUGGUAGAGGAACUUCAGAAGCUGGGAAUCAGAUCGGCUCUCCUGGACCAAGAAAAAGAGUCCAAGUAGGAGUCCAGUCAGCAAAGACGAGUCUUUGGGAUGAUUGUCCAUUGUAAACCUCCCAAAGGUUGACUUGUGAAGAGUGACUUGACCUGCUGAAGUCCAAACUGUCCUCAGACGACUGAAGGAAGUGAUGUCAAACCUCCCAAAUUCUGAAAAAUCACUGUAAAGCACUUGACUUAGAACUACCGUAUUACACAUGAAGAUUGCAUUUCUAUUGCAGUGUGCUUGUCUUUAUUUCAGAUACUCUAAUGUUAGACCACUGCAUAUUUAAAAUGUUGUAUUUUCAAAUAUAUUAUUAAAUGUAUUUUAGAUGUAUAUCAUUCUUUGUCAAUAAAAUAAUUUAAAACACG